AUGGGGAAAAAACUGGACCUUUCCAAGCUGACUGACGAAGAGGCCAAGCAUGUCUGGGAAGUCGUUCAACGGGACUUUGAUCUUAGAAGAAAAGAAGAGGAAAGACUAGAAGGCUUGAAGGGCCAGAUUAAGAGGGAAAAUUCCAAGAGGGAGCUGCUGUCGGACUCGGCCCACCUGCAAGAGUCGCACUGUGCACGCUGCCUUCAGCCCUACCGGCUCCUGGUGAACAGCAGGAGGCAGUGCCUGGACUGCGGCCUCUUCACCUGCAAGGAGUGUGGCAGCGCCCACCCCAGGGAGCAGGGCUGGCUGUGCGACCCCUGCCGCCUGGCCCAGGUCGUGAAGGUCGGCUCCCUGGAGUGGUACUACGAGCACGUGCGGGCCCGCUUCAAGCGGUUCGGGAGCGCCAAGGUGGUCCGGUACCUCUUUGGGAGGCUGCAGGCUGGAGGUGGGCCUGAGCAGACCCCUGGUGAGAACAGUGGAGACAGUGAGCAGACAGAUGAGGAUGGAGAACUGGACGCAGCAGCCCAGGCCCAGCCCGGGGGCAGCAAAAAGAAACGCCUCGCCAUCCACGGCCGGGACCUGGAGUCCGACUCGGAUGACUCCACUCAGUCCUGCCAUCACGCCCUGCACCUGUCCUCUGACCCCACGGCCGUGGACAGCCUGCAGGGGCUGGCUGGUGCAGGCAAGCACACGGAAGCCGACCUGGAAGAGGAGACCCUGAGGACAAAGCUGGAGGAGCUGACCGACAACGUCAGUGACCAGGGUGCCUCAUCUGAGGAAGAGGGGGGCCAAGACACCUUGGUGGAGUCAGACAUGGGCGCCACCAGCGGGGACCUCCCGGGGGCAGCCCCAAAGGUGUGUGCAGCUGCAGGACAGACAGACAGAUGGGAGACGGAGCUUCAGGGCCCCCAGGACCACAGCCUGCCCUCCAGGACCACAGACGAGGAGCUGUCAGAGCUGGAGGACAGAGUGGCUGUGGCGGCCUCCCAAGUCCAGCAGGCGGAGAGUGAGGUGUCCAAUAUCGAGUCCAGGAUUGUGGCCCUGCAGGCUGCGGGGCUGACAGUGAGGCCCUCCAGAAAGCCCUUGAGGAGGUCAAACAUCCCGAUAUUCCUUCCUCGACGUGUCAGGAAAUUUGACCAGAGCCCUGAGGAUCCAAAUCCAGACCCUUCAAGUGAGGUCGAGGUCAUGGCUGUCCCCUACCUUCUGAAGAGGAAGUUCAGUCACUCCCCUAAAAGUGCAGGCAGCGAUGAGAAAACCUUUGACAGGAAAUCAGUGUACCGCGGUUCCCUGACGCAGAGAAACCCCAACGGGAAGAAGGAGAAGGCCAACCACAUCUUUGCGAAACCCGUGAUGACCCACCAGCCCUAA
Molecule: messenger RNA, 1368 nt
Organism: Trichechus manatus latirostris (Florida manatee)
Lineage: Eukaryota; Metazoa; Chordata; Mammalia; Sirenia; Trichechidae
Gene: MLPH
Product: melanophilin
Exons: 13
Coding region: 1-1368 (455 amino acids)
Biological process (GO): intracellular protein transport
Cellular component (GO): cortical actin cytoskeleton
Molecular function (GO): small GTPase binding; actin binding; myosin binding
Source: RefSeq, a predicted model, not a curated record